CGGGAAGGUUCUGGGCGUGCGCGGUGCAUUGUGGGGGGCCGGGAGCCAGCAGCCGCCGCGAUGAUGCCAACACCGGUUAUCCUGCUGAAGGAGGGCACGGACACCUCGCAGGGCAUCCCGCAGCUGGUCAGCAACAUCAACGCGUGCCAGGUGAUCGCCGAGGCCGUGCGCACCACGCUGGGCCCGCGCGGCAUGGACAAGCUCAUCGUGGACGAUCGGGGCAAAGCCACCAUCUCCAACGACGGGGCCACCAUCCUGAAGCUGCUGGACGUUGUCCAUCCUGCCGCCAAGACCUUGGUGGACAUCGCCAAAUCCCAGGAUGCAGAGGUGGGGGAUGGCACCACGUCCGUGACCCUGCUGGCAGCCGAGUUCCUGAAGCAGGUGAAGCCCUACGUGGAGGAGGGGCUCCAUCCCCAGAUCAUCAUCCGAGCCUUCCGCACGGCCACGCAGCUGGCUGUGAACAAGAUCAAAGACAUCGCUGUCUCUGUCAAGAAGGAGGAUAAAGAUGAGCAGAGGAGUCUCCUGGAAAAGUGUGCAGCCACAGCCCUGAGCUCCAAGCUCAUCUCCCAGAGCAAGGAGUUCUUCUCCAAGAUGGUUGUCGAUGCUGUGAUGAUGUUGGACGACUUGUUGCAGCUCAAGAUGAUUGGGAUAAAGAAGGUGCAAGGAGGAGCUUUGGAAGACUCCCAGCUGGUGGCUGGAGUUGCCUUUAAGAAAACUUUCUCCUACGCUGGGUUUGAGAUGCAGCCCAAGAAGUACCAGUCCCCCAAAAUCGCCCUGCUCAACGUGGAGCUGGAGCUGAAAGCUGAGAAGGACAACGCCGAGGUCAGAGUCAACACGGUGGAGGAUUACCAGGCCAUCGUGGAUGCAGAGUGGAACAUCCUGUACGACAAACUGGACAAAAUCCACAAGUCAGGGGCCAAGGUGGUGCUGUCCAAGCUGCCCAUCGGGGACGUGGCCACCCAGUACUUUGCAGACAGGGACAUGUUCUGUGCCGGCCGCGUCCCGGAGGAGGAUCUCAAGAGGACCAUGAUGGCCUGUGGGGGAUCCAUCCAGACCAGUGUCAAUGCCCUGUCAGAUGAUGUGCUGGGCCACUGUGAGCUCUUUGAGGAGACCCAGAUUGGGGGAGAGAGGUACAACUUCUUCACGGGCUGCCCCAAGGCCAAGACGUGCACCAUCAUCCUGCGCGGGGGCGCCGAGCAGUUCAUGGAGGAGACGGAGCGCUCGCUGCACGAUGCCAUCAUGAUCGUCAGGAGAGCCAUCAAGAAUGACUCGGUGGUGGCCGGUGGCGGGGCCAUCGAGAUGGAGCUGUCCAAGUUCCUUCGGGAUUACUCUCGAACCAUCCCGGGCAAGCAGCAGCUGCUGAUCGGCGCCUACGCCAAGGCCCUGGAGAUCAUCCCGCGGCAGCUCUGCGACAACGCCGGCUUCGACGCCACCAACAUCCUCAACAAGCUGCGAGCCAAGCACGCCCAGGGCGGGAUGUGGUACGGUGUGGAUGUCACCAACGAGGACAUAGCAGACAAUUUCUCGGCGUGUGUGUGGGAGCCGGCGGUGGUGCGCAUCAACGCGCUGACGGCGGCGUCGGAGGCCGCGUGCCUCGUGGUGUCGGUGGACGAGACCAUCCGCAACCCGCGCUCCAGCAGCGAGCCCGCGGCCCGCGCCCGCGCCCGGCCCCACAACCACUGAGGGGCAUCUGUGCAUUAAUUAAACCUCAUU
This is a messenger RNA of Pseudopodoces humilis (Tibetan ground-tit), 1713 nucleotides long. RefSeq names its product chaperonin containing TCP1 subunit 7 (gene CCT7). Gene Ontology annotation, biological process: protein folding. The record is from RefSeq and is a predicted model, not a curated record. Gene Ontology annotation, molecular function: ATP hydrolysis activity; ATP binding; ATP-dependent protein folding chaperone. Lineage: Eukaryota; Metazoa; Chordata; Aves; Passeriformes; Paridae.